UAUUCUCUGAUAUUAUUAGUAGAAAUGGAUAUAAUGAAAGAAUAAUUUCGAAAGAGGGGUAUAAAGAAUGGAACAAAUACAUAACGUACUGAAUAAUCGUUGCUCAGUUUUGCUCUUUACUUUGAACGCAGUGAGGUAGUGUGUGCUUUCAUAGUUAGUACUCAUCAAGUAAUAUUGACGCAUUUCAACAUCCUCAAGUAAUUUUCAAGGCAUAAUGCCUGUAUGUGCUUAGGUUUAUAAGAUAUAAAAUAUAAUAUAUUGUUAAUAUUAUAUAAAUUAAACGCAUAGAGUGCACUAUGGAUGGACCCUACCUUCAUCAAUUCAUCGUGGCACCUUUUAAGAAUCUUCAACGAUUACAUCGAUUUCGAGAAAUAAAAUGGAUGAAUCCUCGAGCAAGAUCAAACGAAGCUUAUGUUCCAACCUAUAUAGAGCAUCUAGCAAAUAUAAUGACCCAUGGAAUUUGGAUCGUUCCUGCUUUGUUGGGAGCAGCAGAGCUAAUUCAACGAUCAACAUCUUGGCCUCAGCUCUCUUCAGCAUGGGUUUAUGGAGGCGCUUUAUUACUUUUAUUUGUGAUAUCUACUUCAUUCCAUUGUGUGCAUUAUCGCAAUCACAAACAACUAAAAGACGUACUUCAUCGUUGUGAUCGAGCUAUGAUAUACGUUUUUAUAGCUGCCACAUAUUUUCCGUGGUUGAUGGUAGAAGAUUUUCCAGAUAACGACAUAAUUCCAACCAUGCGAUAUUUGGUUUGGGUUAUGGCUGUUGUUGGGAUUCUCUAUCAGCAAAUGUUCCAUGAGAAAUAUAAGAUGCUAGAAACUAUUUUUUAUCUAGUCAUGGGAGUUAGCCCAAGUAUCGCUGUAAUGACAGUGAAUAAAUUUGAUAAUAUUAGAGAAUUGAAGACUGGUGGAUUCAUAUAUAUAGCAGGAAUAAUUUUUUUCAAAUCUGACGGACGUAUACCAUUUGCCCAUGCUAUUUGGCAUGUAUUCGUUACUGUAGCAGCUGGAUUUCACUACUAUGCAAUAUUAAACCACUUAUACCCAGCGGUUACCGCAGAUUCUACACCUGUAACGACAAAUCUUCUCAACAGACCUAUUGAGCUUUAACUCUAGUGGGAUGCAAUCUAAUCGGAUUAUGUUAUAGUUGAUUAUGAUAUUUUCUAAGGAUUUAUGUAAAUUUUACGUAGGUAUUAUAUUUUAUGAUGAAAAUAUUCUCAUAAAUAAUGGUAGUGUUUUGGGAUUCCAAAUAAGUGGAAUAGUUUGACAAAACACUAUGAAUUCUAAUCAAGUUAGGGUUUCUACUGGAAUCAAUACGUCAAAAAUAUUAGUAUUUCUAGGACAUUAGAUAUUAUUUGAUAAAAAUAUCGAAUAGUAAGGUACUCUAGACAUUUGAUAAAAUUUUUCCAUGAUGGAAAUUCGAAUAUGAAAACUAAGGGUAAUUCUAGAAAAAUGAGAAUGUGAUAAUUUUUACACUAAACUAUAGAAUUUCUGACAUUAAAUCAAUUGUAAGAUUAUUCUCCUUACUUAUUAUACUAACUAUUGUCGAUUUUCAUGACAUCUCGUUAAUCUUAUAUAGAAUUGUUUUCAUUGUUAUAUAUGAAACAUUAGUAAUGAUGAUAAAAAACAUUUUUAGGCACUUUUUCUGGAGCAAAUUCUAAAGUAAUUGAGAAACCUAUAAUUUUUAUUAUUAUUUUUAUUCAUAUUGAAUAACAAAAAAUUUCAAUUAAAUUGAUAGAAAUUUAUUGAAAAUGAAGAUUUAUUUAUUUUAAAUUCACGAAGAAAAAUGUUAUAAACAGGGAAAAAUAAACGAGUUUAUAACUAUUUAAUUGGGUAGAUGAUAAUAAUUAUUGUAAAUAAUUGAGUACCUGAUACAUAAUUCGAAAAAAACUACCAAUUAC
Chelonus insularis is the source of this 1891-nucleotide messenger RNA. Its product is annotated as monocyte to macrophage differentiation factor. The record is from RefSeq and is a predicted model, not a curated record. Gene Ontology annotation, cellular component: membrane. Gene Ontology annotation, molecular function: pore-forming activity. The coding region runs from base 297 to 1100 and encodes 267 amino acids. The transcript is spliced from 5 exons. NCBI's taxonomy places the organism in Eukaryota, Metazoa, Arthropoda, Insecta, Hymenoptera, Braconidae.